GAAGCGGUCAACACGGACUGGUGCAGCAGCAGCAAAUAAACCCUGCAAGAACUUCUACUUCUAGUAGUUCAUCUCCCUUGCAGAAGAUUCCGAGUCCGACCUCGCUGGAGGAAUUUAUUCCUCAUCCGGAUCAACAUCUUGAUGUCGCAGGUCCGUACCAGAUCCGAGAACUGUCGUCGAGCCCACUGGAACACGACUCUGUGAAAAUGAACGCUAUGCCUUGCAAAAAUGUCUGGGUCUGCAAGGUCGCAACCUGUCAUGCUGUUUUUGGAUUCUAGGAAAAUUUGUGUUGCAUGACCAGCAAGAGGGGUCCAGUUUGUGCUACACGGACAGGGCAUUUCUCAUGCGGAAGGCGCAUCAGGAAGCCCUCAGAAUGUCUGUGAUGCUAGGUCGUGCAUUACAGGCAUCAUUGGCCAUGAGAAAUAUGCAUGACAAAUCUAGCAUUCUUCCAGACCCAGACACUUUUGCAAUUCAUAAACGCUGGCGGGCCGCAUUUGAAGCAAUUUAGUAGAUCUUCGGGUCCUGCUGCCGGUGGUGCCACCAGUUGUAGUACCACGGAAGCUGCCCCUGCUCUUGCAAGAACCGGAGCUAGUACUUUUUCCGGGAUAAAAAAGACAACCGCUUCACCCACCUCGUCCCCCGUCUCCACCCAGGGCCAAGGAGUCCCGCAAGUGCCGCAGCUUCAUCGAAGCGGAAGCAGCAGCAGCUCCUUGUCGCGGAGCAGCUCGAAAAUCUCCUCUGUUGCGAGCAAAGAGCAGAGAAGUGGAG
Amoebophrya sp. A120 is the source of this 768-nucleotide messenger RNA. The record is from the annotation of a GenBank genome assembly. Lineage: Eukaryota; Dinophyceae; Syndiniales; Amoebophryaceae.